Messenger RNA from Lacerta agilis (Sand lizard), 3315 nucleotides. RefSeq names its product phosphatidylinositol 3-kinase regulatory subunit gamma. The transcript has 16 exons. Bases 532 to 2712 code for a protein of 726 amino acids. Gene Ontology annotation, biological process: phosphatidylinositol phosphate biosynthetic process; insulin receptor signaling pathway. The record is from RefSeq and is a predicted model, not a curated record. Gene Ontology annotation, cellular component: phosphatidylinositol 3-kinase complex. Gene Ontology annotation, molecular function: protein binding; 1-phosphatidylinositol-3-kinase regulator activity. NCBI's taxonomy places the organism in Eukaryota, Metazoa, Chordata, Lepidosauria, Squamata, Lacertidae.
GUCCCCUCUGCCCUUCCCUCCGGGUUGCGGCAGCGGGCCAAGUUGUAACAGGUGACACGCAUGGAACUAGAGGGGUUCCGGUUCCCAGAGGCUUUAGUGGAGAGUUGCCUCAGAAGGCGCUGCCAAGGGAUCUGCUGUUGAUACCAGACUUGGAAUCUGCAACUGCCUGAACAGAGAGAGGAGGAGACCUGCCGUUUUGGUUCUCUGCCUCAUUAAGUGGCUCAGCUGGGAACUGGCGGUACUUGUAAAUAUGACCGCAGAUUGAUGGCCUGAGUUUUGCAGACGGUUGAGCCCUCAGGGUUUGCUUGCUUCUGACAUCAUUCCUUUGUGAAACAAGGAGUUGUGCUCAGGAAGUUGAAACCAGGGGGAGCCAGUGGAAGGGCUACAAGUUUUUGCUUUUAGAAACCCAGGCAACUCCAGUUCUCCAUCCCAGCCCCUAGUUACCUCCUUCCAUCUUCUCCCAAUGCCUGCGAGGACGCACAUGACUGUCAAGUUUUUGGUGUAACUCAGGAGCCUCCCAGCUUUCUAGCCAUGGCCUCAGUGGAUAGAUUGCAGUACCGUGCUCUUUAUGAGUAUAAGAAGGAUCGGGAGGAAGACCUGUCUCUCUGCCCCGGGGACCUGCUCACCGUCAACAAGGCAGGGCAUGCCUGUGUGGACUAUAAGGAAGGGGAUGAGAGAAACCCCCAAGGCUGGCUUAAUGGCUUCAAUGAACGUACCAAGGAAUGGGGAGAUUUCCCAGGCACUUACGUAGAGUACUUGGGUCCUGUGAGGAUUGUGGCUGCCACGCCUAAAUCAAGGCCCAGACCACUGCCACCAAUGCCAACUGGGGCUUCUUCCAGACCUCCUGGGGAGAUGGAGUUUGUUGACGGGUUAAAUCUCCCUGAACAAGCACUGCUGGUUGUAAAAAGACUUGUUGAAGCUUUGGAAAAAGAAGGCUUAGAUAAUGAAGCCCUUUACCGAUCACCUCCCAGUUCCUUUUGCGACACUCAACUCAAGCAGCAUCUUCUGACAGACUUGGGAACUGUUGAUCUGGACCAGUUUGAUGGGCAGACAUUAGGUGAAAUGCUCAGGCACUACCUUCAGGAGCUCCCUUGCCCCAUGAUUCACCCAGCAACUUACAGUGAAUUACUUUACAUAGUUCAAGAAAUUCAGAGCCCAGAGGAAUGUGGUCAACAGAUAAAAUUGAUCCUAGAAUCUCCACGUCUCCCUCAAUGGCACAGACUCCUCCUGCAACACCUGACCAGGCAUUUCUGUAAACUGUGCCAGAAUGGCAGCAAGAAUCACUUCACACCUAGGAUGCUUGGAGAGGCCUUUAGUGAUGUGCUUUUUAAACCAUCCCCAUCAAGCAUGGAACUGAAUCCAGAGCACCAUGUGAAGAUUAUUGAGGCUCUUAUCAUCGCUGGUGGAGUCUCAGAGAUCCAGGCAGCACCAGCUCUUCCUCCAAAGCCCUCCAAACCAAUAACUCCAGUAAAUACAAUUGGGAUAAAAGAGAAUUGCAGUUCAUCACUGCAGGAUGCAGAAUGGUACUGGGGAGACAUUUCAAGGGAAGAGGUGAAUGACAAAUUACGAGACAUGCCGGAUGGAACAUUCUUGGUGCGGGAUGCAUCAACAAAGAAACAAGGAGACUAUACACUGACAUUGCGGAAGGGUGGCAACAAUAAAUUGAUAAAAAUUUAUCACCGGGAUGGGAAAUACGGUUUUUCUGAUCCACUGACAUUCAAUUCUGUUGUGGAACUGAUUAACCACUAUCACCAUGAGUCUCUUGCCCAGUAUAACCCUAAACUAGAUGUGAAGCUUAUGUAUCCUGUAUCCAGGUACCAGCAGGAUCAGUUGGUAAAAGAAGAUAAUAUUGAUGCCGUGGGCAAAAAGCUUCAGGAGUACCACACCCAGUAUCAAGAGAAAAGUAAGGAAUAUGACAGACUAUAUGAAGAAUACACCAGAACAUCACAGGAAAUUCAAAUGAAGAGAACAGCAAUAGAAGCUUUUAAUGAAACAAUUAAAAUAUUUGAAGAGCAGUGUCACACCCAAGAGCGAUAUAGCAAAGAAUACAUUGAACGAUUCAAAAGAGAAGGAAAUGAGAAGGAAAUUGAACGCAUUGCGAUGAAUUAUGAAAAAUUAAAAUCACGUCUGGGUGAAAUCCAUGAUAGUAAGCUGCAACUGGAACAGGAUUUGAAGAAGCAAGCUCUAGACAACCGGGAAACUGACAAGAAAAUGAACAGCAUCAAACCUGAUCUUAUGCAGCUGCGCAAAAUCAGAGAUCAGUACCUUGUCUGGCUUAAUCAUAAAGGAGUGAGGCAGAAACGAAUAAACGACUGGCUUGGAAUAAAAAAUGAAAACAUUGAUACAUACUUUACAAAUGAGGAGGAUGAAAAUCUGCCACAUUAUGAUGAAACAUCUUGGUUUGUGGGAGAUAUCAAUCGCAUCCAAGCAGAAGAUUUGCUUUGUGGGAAACCUGAUGGAGCAUUUUUAAUUCGAGAAAGUAGCAAGAAAGGCUGUUAUGCUUGUUCUGUGGUAGCUGAUGGUGAAGUUAAACACUGUGUGAUUUACAGCACUCCAAGAGGUUAUGGGUUUGCAGAGCCAUAUAACCUUUAUACUACCCUAAAAGAAUUAGUCCUUCAUUACCAGCAUACCUCUCUUGUCCAACACAAUGACUCCCUCAACGUCCGGCUUGCUUAUCCUGUCAACGCACAGAUGCCCUCCCUCUGUAGAUAAAUUCUAGGAGGGUGGAGUAUAGGUGAAGUGUUGGUUCUUGGAUUUCUUUUCUACAGUUUUUACUAAAACCCAGAGGGCAUUCUUUCUCCUUAAGACUGCUUGUUUUGCACAAGAAAUGAUUUGAUGAAUGUGAAUUGGAGACCUAGCAGCAACAAAAUAAUAGCUUUGGGGUUGGUGCCCUGGUGCUACCUGAAGAUCAGCUGUGUUUUUAUAUAAGGAGACACUCUCAUUUUCCCUAUAAGGAACAAGUUAUCUCUUUAAAGAUGCAUACAGAAAGAACUAAAAGCAAAACUUUUGCCAGGCACCAUCAGCGGAACUUCAACUUGGAUUUUGUUUUUCUGAGGUAUUAGUAAUGUCUUUCAGUCUUAAGCUCCAGGAAAAUGUAGGGCAAGUCUCUACUCCAGAAACUUCCCUGUUAAUUUUAGCAGCUUGGCUGCAAGUCAGACAAACUUACACAUGAGGGCUCAUCUUGAUGUAGCAUGGUAUUUGGUGAGAGGAGACCAAAGGAAUUAUGGGGAGAGUUUCAGGUUCUUAUUUAAAAGAAUAUCCUCAAGGAAAUAUUGCUUUAUAUUUUACCAACAUAGCAAAAUUUUGGUUUCAGUA